Messenger RNA from Arctia plantaginis, 939 nucleotides. Lineage: Eukaryota; Metazoa; Arthropoda; Insecta; Lepidoptera; Erebidae. The record is from the annotation of a GenBank genome assembly.
AUGGACGUGAUUAAACCUAGCCCUGUUUUGAAGUUUAAUGAAAAUCAGUUGCAAACAGUUCGAAAAUCCCUCGGAUAUGAAGACAUAAAUCGAUUAAAGCAGGAUAUAAAACAAUUUGAUGACUGGAUUCAGAAGCAGAGCCACUUCAGGACUAAAAACUUUGAUCCUGAGUUUUUGGAGCGUUUAUUAAUAUAUAAUAAAGGACACAUCGAGAGGGCCAAGAAAAAGUUUGAUAAACUAUGUACAUGUCUUAAUCUAAUGCCGGAUUAUCUUAUAGGAUUGGACCCGAAACAUGAAUUUAUUCCACUUUUCGAAGUUUUUGAAAGUUUCCUGCUGCCAAUGCCUACUGAUGAAAACUACAGAGUAGUGUUUAUCGUAGCAACUGGCCGUGAACACGAGGAUUAUCAACUUAUACAUUUCUAUAGAUAUUUAUUUGUGAUUAUAUAUUAUUUUUUAACUCACGACUACUGCCAGGGCUUCGAAAUAGUGUCUGACAUAAGAAAGAUUACCGCCAAAACUAUAACGACGAUUAAUCCAAUGGUAUUACACAAGGGCCUGAUGUUACUUACCGAUUGUUUAGGACAAAGAAUAAAAAAAAUACAUUUCUUUAACAAUUCCAAAUUCUUCGAAGCGGUUCUUUUCCUCACUAAGCAAGCUUUGUCUGCUAAAUUAAAAGAAAGAAUUGUAGUACAUUCAGAUUAUGAAGGUUUGUACAACCACAUACCAAAAGAACAUGUUCCAAAGGACUACGGUGGAGAUGCCUUGUCUGUUAAAGAAUUAACUGACAAUUUGCGCAAGGAACUGAGCUCCGAUGAGCAUAUAGCUUAUUUGAAGUUCAUGGAGCAAGCAGCAACAGAUGAAUCUUGUCGAUUACCAUGCGCUUUUAAUGAAGAAUAUUCUGGAAUGCCUGGGUCGUUCAAAUCAUUAACUGUAGAUUAA